CUCAAUCAAAAACUUAAAAAAACACAACCCUUCGGUGGCGGCAUCCGGCGAUCGUUGUACGCCUCGUCUCUAACGAUCUGGCAUCCACUCUGCUUCUUCUAACGGGACCUGAACUUAGAUCUUCGGACCUCCAAUAAGAUUCCAACAACAUUCUUUCACCUCUCUCCACGCGUGCGACCGAAGACGAAGAAGCAGAGGGCCGCAGGCCCUUGAUUGUUUAUCGCAGGCGGGGUCGGGAGAAGCCCACAUCCGUGGGCCAGGCUGGAUGAAGAGUUAUUUAGCUUAAUUCUUAUUUAAUUAGUAUUGGCUUUUAAUUAGUUUCCUAGUUUCAGUUUAUUUCCUAAUAUCAAUAAUUUAGGAGUUUCCUAAAUUAUUUUCAGUUUAUUUCCUAAUAUCAAUAAUUUAGGAGUUUCCUUUAUCCAAGGAUAAGUUGUCUAUUUAUACCUCCUAAAGGGGCUUUCAAACUAUGUUUUAUGAAUAAGAAUUUGUGUGUGUUAAGCUCUUGAGUUUUGUCAACGGUGGUUACCGUUAAUUGUUAUUUUCCGUUCAUAUUAAUUGGUCCGACCUGCCGGAUCCCGUCCCGCCACAAUGACAAGAUCUCAAAGUGAACGUUUGCAAGAAUUGGAGAACGAACAAAGUCGCACGGGCGAAGAAGUAACCCGACUGGGGGCCGAACAAACCCGAACAAACCAAACCCUCGAAGACCAUGGCACGCAACUGGUGGCCAUAAACCAGACACUCAAUAAUCAUGGUACAAAACUGGAGGAGAUUGCCGCCUCACUGGCGGCGUUGACCCAGGCACUAGUACCGCCGAUAGUGCCGAAGACAACCGCCGGUGGUGGAGGUGGCAUCGUGGUAACCACGCAGCAGGGCGAUAACGGGCUGGGCAAUCCAACGCUAACAUUACUUCCGUCAUUCGAUGGGGGGGAUCCCAUCGGGUGGUUAGCACGGGCAGAACAGCAGUUCGAAUUACACAACUCUCCCCCGGGAAAGAAAGUGGCUGCCGCAAUGGUAGCUAUGGAAGGAGGAGCGCUCUACUGGGCAACAUGGCUCAAAUCACGUAAGCUGAGUAUGGGCUGGGAGGAUUUUAAACAAGCCUUGGUAACCAGGUUUGAUUCCCGGUAUAAAGGGAAUAAAUUCGAACGUUUAUCCGGAGCUAAACAAACAGGGUCCGUUCAGGAAUACAAUGUUCUUUUUGUUCAAUUAGCAAGCCAAGUUUCGGGAUUGUCUGAUGAUCACUAUUUGGGUUAUUACAUGAGUGGUCUCAAGGAAGCAAUCCGAAGCGAGCUACGUUUAUUACGACCUGAGAGCCUGGAAACGGCAAUGGAGUUGGCCGGGGAUGUCGAGCACAAUCUGGCCAUUCAGAAUGGAGGGAGAGGCGGACCAAAUUUUAACUCAACCGGGUCUCGAAUAAACAGCUAUCCACGUCCAAACCCGGGUAUGCUUUCAACUACGAGUAACGGCAGUUCGCGUGUCCAGGGGGGCAGCUUGCCGAAAACAACUGGGCCAAUAGUGGGGACCACACCACCAGUAACCGGGACCACGUCCGGAACAUCGGGGCAGGCCACGGAACGCUCCAGGUUUACUCGAAUACCCCCAAGGGUUUACGAUGAUUUACGCGCCAGAGGACUGUGUUUCAAAUGUCGGAAACCCUACUCACCGGGACACGAAUGUCCAUUAAAACAGUUAAGGGUGAUGCUAGCAGACGACGACGAAGAGUUGGACUUACAGCAAUAUGAUUAUUGCGACAUAACGGGGCAGGAGGAAUUUCCGCGAGACGACGACCCUCUCGAGGGACAAGAGGGAGAUUUUCCAGUCUAUGCCAUGGCCGGAAUUUUCAGCCCUCAGACUAUGAGGCUCCGCGGGAUGAUUGGGGGGUGCACGGCCACAGUCUUGAUUGACAGCGGUGCCAGUCAUAAUUUUGUAUCUUCUUCCUUGGUAUCUCUAUUACGACUAAAACAAGACAAGACUGGCAGGUUUGGAGUGCAAUUAGGGGAUGGGCAUAGACAGGAAUCUGAAGGAGUAUGCCGUCAACUUUCCAUUAACUUACCGGGAUGUGCUAUCAAGGCUGAUUGUUUUGUCUUCCCGUUGGCAGGAGUGGAUCUCAUACUAAGAGUUGCUUGGUUAGCAACUUUGGGGGAGGUGCAGACAAAUUGGAAAGAGUUAACCAUGCAGUUCAAACUUAACGGCAAGAAGGUUGAGUUAAAGGGAGAUCCCGCGAUGUGCAAAAAUGCAGUUAGUUUACGGUCUUUACUUAAGACAGCAGACGGAGAGUUCAGGGCAAUUGUCGUCAUCAGGGAAGCUAGUAAAGGGAAGGAAGCAACAACGGAUUCACUAGAUGAUAUCCUCAGUCAGCAUACGGAGGUUUUUGCAGAAGUGCAGGGGCUGCCACCACGCCGAACUAGGGAUCACCGUAUCGAGUUGGAACCUGGGGCAAAACCAGUUUCAGUUCGGCCAUACCGGUACGGUCAUUUACAAAAGGAUGAAAUUGAGAGAUUAGUCAACGAGAUGCUUCAGGCCGGUAUUAUUCAGCCCAGUUCCAGUCCCUUUUCCAGUCCGGUUUUGUUGGUCAAAAAGAAAGAUGGCAGCUGGCGUUUCUGCGUAGACUACCGGGAGUUGAAUAAAUCAACAGUGCCAGACAAGUACCCUAUUCCGGUAAUACAGGAGAUGUUAGACGAGUUGGCCGGCGCUAUGGUCUUUUCAAAGAUUGACUUACGUUCCGGGUAUCAUCAGAUCAGGGUGGCUGAUCCGGACAUCCACAAGACCGCUUUUCGUACUCACAGUGGGCAUUAUGAAUUUUUAGUAAUGCCGUUCGGAUUGACUAACGCACCGGCCACUUUUCAAGCAGUCAUGAAUGAUUUAUUUCGGCCAUACUUACGAAAAUUCGUAUUGGUGUUUUUUGACGACAUCUUGGUAUACAGCAGUUCAUGGGCCGAGCACCGAGAACAAUUGAGUCAGGUUCUGAGCAUUCUAAAAAUAAAUCAGUUCAAAGCUAAUAGAAAGAAGUGCACUUUCGGCCAGCCUCAGGUGGAAUAUCUAGGGCACAUAAUCUCGCAGGAAGGAGUAGCUAUGGAUCCGGCCAAAGUCAAUGCAGUGAUAUCAUGGCCUCGGCCGAAGACAGCCCGGGAGGUUCGAGGAUUUCUGGGGCUAACAGGGUACUACCGAAGGUUCGUUAAAGGAUAUGGACAGAUCGCACGACCGCUUACAGGGCUUUUAAAAAAGGAAGCCUUAACUUGUUUCCGAUGGACAGAAGAGGCCGAGGAGGCCUUCCGGCAACUCAAGAAGGCAUUAACGGAAGCACCCGUGUUAGCCAUGCCACAAUUUGACCGACUGUUUGUGGUAGAAUGUGACGCAUCCGGAACGGGAAUUGGAGCGGUUCUUAUGCAAGAACGAAGGCCCAUUGCGUAUUAUAGCAAAAUAUUAUCUGACAGAACUUUAUCCAAAUCCGCCUACGAAAGAGAGAUGAUGGGAUUAGCUCUGGCCGUGCAACAUUGGCGGCCAUAUUUAAUUGGUCGGAAAUUCAUCGUGCGCACCGACCAUAGGAGUCUCAAACACCUGCUCACUCAACGCAUAGCAACUCCUUCCCAGCAAGUGUGGGUAGCAAAAUUAUUGGGUUACGACUUUGAGAUUGAAUACAAGACUGGCAUCUCCAACGCAGCUGCCGAUGCUCUGUCUAGAAGAGGAAAGGAAGUAGAAUUGGCGGCAGUAAGCAUUCCAGAAUGGAUGGGUCUGGCCGAUGUAGAGGAAGAGCAGCGGAGGGAUAAGGUCUUGCAAGAAAUUGUGGAGGCACUGGCUGUUGACCCGGCAAAAGCGCCAGGAUAUGAAGUAACAGGACGGCGGCUAUUUUUCAAGGGCCGACUGGUCCUGCCAACUAAUUCAAGUUGGAUACCACAAUUACUGGAAGAAUUUCAUGCCACGCCAACCGGAGGACAUGCAGGGGCCUAUCGUACGUACAGAAGACUCGCCAUGAAUGUAUAUUGGAAGGGAAUGUUUCGACGAGUACGAGAUUACGUGGCACAAUGUUUGGUUUGUCAAAAAGCCAAAUACGAGACUUUAUCACCCGCGGGAUUAUUGCAGCCUUUACCAAUUCCCAACUUAAUUUGGGAAGAUAUUUCCAUGGAUUUUAUCACUUGUCUGCCUAAAUCAAAGGGGUAUACGUCUAUUUUAGUGGUGGUAGAUCGACUGUCAAAAUACGGACAUUUUAUUCCCUUAAAAGGUCCCGUCACAGCCUGUUCGGUUGCGGAAGUUUUUUCUAAAGAGGUGGUUAGGUUGCACGGCAUCCCACGCUCAAUUGUUAGCGACCGGGACUCACUAUUUAUUAGCACAUUUUGGAAGGAAUUGUUUGAGUUGUCCGGCACUCAACUGAAAUUUAGCUCGGCUUAUCACCCAGAAACGGAUGGACAAACGGAGGUGUUGAAUCGCGUAUUAGAGACUUACCUUCGUUGUUUCACAAGUGAGCAGCCGAGGCAAUGGAUACGCUGGAUUAGUUGGGCAGAGUAUUGGUAUAAUACCGCUUUUCAGACUGCAGCCAGAGUUACCCCAUUCGAGGUAGUGUACGGACGGCCACCCCCAUCUAUUCGAAGAUUUUUGCCGGGAGAAAGCAGUGUGGCAGCCGUGGCAGAGGUUCUCGGCAGCAGAGAUGUUAUGCUAAGGCGGCUAAAGGAGAACCUACAAAAGGCUCAACAAAGCAUGGCGACACAGGCAAACAAACACCGUCGCAAUGUGGUUUUUCAGGCUGGAGAAAAGGUGUUUUUAAAGGUAAGGCCUCAUCGACAAACAACUCUAUUUCGCCAACCAUAUAACAAACUGUCAGCAAAAUUCUAUGGGCCAUUUAAGGUUGAAAAGCGAAUUGGGGAGGCAGCCUAUCGCCUGGCACUACCUGCCACUAGCCGUAUUCACCCGGUUUUCCAUACAUCUCAGCUGAGAAAGGUAAUUGGCGAUCACCCGGUGGAGAGUGAGCUACCGGAAAGCUUGGAAUUACCUGAGGAAAUAUUAGCUACAAGGAAGAAGAAUGACAAAAAAGAGGAAUUGUUGGUUAAAUGGGCUGGACAGUCUACGGACGAGGCAACUUGGAUGAAUAAAACAAGCUUCUUGAGUCAAUUUCCUGAUUUCAACCUUGAGGACAAGGUUCUUCCAAAGGAGGAUGCAUUUGAUACGGAGCAGACGCGUGCGACCGAAGACGAAGAAGCAGAGGGCCGCAGGCCCUUGAUUGUUUAUCGCAGGCGGGGUCGGGAGAAGCCCACAUCCGUGGGCCAGGCUGGAUGAAGAGUUAUUUAGCUUAAUUCUUAUUUAAUUAGUAUUGGCUUUUAAUUAGUUUCCUAGUUUCAGUUUAUUUCCUAAUAUCAAUAAUUUAGGAGUUUCCUAAAUUAUUUUCAGUUUAUUUCCUAAUAUCAAUAAUUUAGGAGUUUCCUUUAUCCAAGGAUAAGUUGUCUAUUUAUACCUCCUAAAGGGGCUUUCAAACUAUGUUUUAUGAAUAAGAAUUUGUGUGUGUUAAGCUCUUGAGUUUUGUCAACGGUGGUUACCGUUAAUUGUUAUUUUCCGUUCAUAUUACAUGGCAACUGAUUUGUCUUAUUAUUUAGUUUAUUAAGAUUUCCAUUUAAAAAUCUUGGAAUUUGGGUGGCUUGCUAGUUUUUUUGCUAUGAUUCUAUGUUUCUAACUGUUUUAGUGUCUGUAGAACCUAUUUACGACUUUACGUAGUACUAUACUACUUACAUUUAGUAUGAUAUAUUAACUUUAACGAUAUAUAUAAGUUAUUUAACCUAAUCAGCCAUGCUUCCUCUAUUUACCUAAACACUAUCACUAUAUUUCUAUAGCGGUUUUAAACUUUUCUCCGUAAGCUAUUGGCUAUUGAUUACACAGGUAUGUGUAGAGAAUUGCUCCAACUAAAGAGUCAAACUCACAAAAACAAAAACAAAAAAAAAAUUCUUAUGGGUAAAGUGGCACACCCAAGCACUACUGUAUAUAUGGAUGCUUUUCAGGACUGAAAUGAAUAUAUUUGAAUGCAAUAAUUCUAGAUUCUGAUGAGCGCAUGACACUAAGAGCUAGCGGGAUUUAUUCCCCUCCCCCCUUUAGCUUAUAAUGAAAAACCAAGAAACCUAAGAACUGGUGGUGUUUCCUUUUAAUUGUAUCUGUUGAUGUAUCUAAAUUGAAAAUGUUACACCCGAACAAGAGGCAGUCAUUUGGCCAAUUGACUCCUGCAGCUUUUGUAGUACCUGAGAAGAGAAACUGUUCUUACUAGCAGUUGUUUUCUCUGAUUCUUACUCCGUAUUACAUUUGAAUGUGAUGUUAAAAAUGAAAUGAUUACAUUUGACAAGAAACCAAGAUCGAGUUGUUUUGCCAUCAAAGGGGAUGCACGUUACCCAACCAAGUGAUUUACUGGAGGCCAUGGUAUGAAUUCCAAUGCAGCAUAUGUACUUGUUGACAGCUAUGUUAGUAAACCCGAUUAACCUGAUUUUUCACCCGCCUUUUUGGCAUGGGAAAAUAGGUCAAAUUUCUUCUUGUAUAUAGUAAAGAUUACUAGGACUGAAAGUUUCAUUUUUGUUCAUUCCUGAAUUGAGUAAUCACCAUUCUAUUAUUUUUAUACUGAAUAAGUAGGUUUUGAAAAUUUUUCUAUUCUAUUUAACUUUAAUGUUUCGAUGUGAUUUUUGAGUUGCUUACCUUUUCGGUUGUUCUGAUGCAGGGGAUAAAAGAUGGUGCAGUAUAAUUUCAAAAAGAUUACCAUUGUCCCCAAUGGGAAGGAUUUUGUUGACAUCAUCCUGUCUCGUACACAAGAGGCAGACACCAACUGUUGUGCACAAGGGCUAUGCAAUAUCUCGUAUCCGUCAGUUUUACAUGCGCAAAGUGAAAUAUACACAAUCGAACUUCCAUGACAAACUUUCCACCAUUAUUGAGGAGUUUCCCAGGCUUGAUGAUAUCCAUCCUUUCUACGGUGACCUUCUCCACGUCCUCUAUAACAAAGAUCAUUACAAGCUUGCACUUGGACAAAUAAACACAGCAAGGAACCUGCUUUUCAAGAUAGCCAAGGAUUAUGUGAAAAUGUUGAAGUAUGGUGAUUCACUAUGUCGUUGCAAGUCAUUGAAAGUUGCUGCCCUGGGACGAAUGUGUACUGUGAUAAAGCGAAUCACACCCAGUCUGGCUUAUCUUGAGCAAAUCAGACAGCACAUGGCCAGGUUUCCUUCAAUCGAUCCGAACAUUAGGACACUCUUGAUUUGUGGGGUACCCUAAUAUCAUUGAGAUGUGCAGUAUUACAGCUUUAGCCCAUCUCAGAGCCGCCGUUUUAUUUUUCCUAGACAUAUCCGGAUCUUGUGGUUACAGUAUUGCGCAGCAAGCUGCUUUGUUCCACAGUAUAAAGUCUCUCUUUAUGAACAAACCCUUGGUCAUAGUUUGCAACAAAACUGAUUUGCAGCCUCUGGAAGGGAUAUCAGAGGAAGACAGGAAGUUGGUCAUGGAGAUGAAAGAAGAAGCUAUGAAGACUGUGAUUGGACAAGGCGGAGAAGCCAUGGACGAUCAAGGUGUACUUCUGACUAUGAGUGCUUUGACUGAAGAAGGUGUGAUUUCUGUGAAGAAUGCUGCUUGUGAGAGGCUGUUGAACCAAAGAGUUGAAGUCAAGAUGAAAUCAAAGAAACUAAAUGACUGCUUGAAUCGUUUUCACGUUGCCAUGCCAAAACCGCGUGACCAGAAAGAAAGGCCGGUGUGUAUACCUCAGGCAGUGCUGGAAGAGUGGAAGCUAGAGCAAAGAAAGCAGAGGAAGCUGCAGAGAAAGAGAAGAAGAAGCUUGAGAGGGAUCUUGAGAAUGAGAACGGAGGUGCGGGUGUCUACUCUGCUAAAUUGAGUAAGCACUAUAUCUUGGCUGACGAUUCUUGGAAAGAUGAUGUCAUGCUGUCUAGAUCCAGGUCAAGGUCAAAGUCAAGGCUUCCAAACGAAUUGGUGCCUGGUGAAGGAUUCAAAGAUUCUGCACAAAAGUCAAAGGCUAUUGAUUUGGCUAAGAACUCUUCCAAGGUUAGGAACAAGGCAGCCUGCAAGGGUGAAGGUGAUAGAACUAUUCCAAAUCUAAAACCGAAGCACUUGUUUUCUGGCAAACGUUCUAAUGGAAAAACACAAAGGCGUUAAGGUAUACAAGGUUCUGACGAAAUUUUGGAAAGGUGUUCAGUAUCUCAGCUUUUGUUGUUUCCGGGAGAUUGUUGGGAUCAACAUAUGACAUUUCAGUUUUUGGUUUUGCAAUUUAUUUAGUGUUGCUUCAAUAUGUUUCUGUUUUUUUAGCUGCUCCGUGAAAUGUUUAAAGUUCAUGUUCUUUAAAGUCCACAUGGGUAGCUCACCAUGUGAUCAGGGAGGUUGUUGAGCAAUGGACUUGGGUUCGAAUCUUGGCAGUGGCAGUGAUAGUUUCACCCAAUGUAAUGGUUUCCUGUGAAUGUCAGAUACUAGGCUGCCCCUCUCAUUAUAUGUGUGGCAUCGUACCGUACCGUAAUUUAAUUGUACACCACUCUGUCUGAACUAAGUGUAGGGAUACAGGGGUGGGCUUUUCCACCCUUUGAGUUCAAAAGUUACAAUGAGGACCCUCUUUAACAAGAACCAAUAUACUUGAGUAAUUGUUAC
Molecule: messenger RNA, 8592 nt
Organism: Cuscuta epithymum
Lineage: Eukaryota; Viridiplantae; Streptophyta; Magnoliopsida; Solanales; Convolvulaceae
Source: the annotation of a GenBank genome assembly